AUGGCCUCCGCUGAAUCUGAACCCCACGACAUCAUCGUCAUCGACGAUGAUACUGACGCAGAAACGGUCGCCCUUCAUUCCCCGUCACAAGAACUAUGGAGAAAAAGGCGCCAUACGGACUAUAGCUUUUCAGAGUAUGAGGCUCUGUUUGAUGACCCCACGCUCCCUGAUGCCUCUGCACCCACAGCAGCGGCCGCGAACCAGGAAAUCCAUGCGGUAUUUGAAGUGGAGUCCACGGAGAUCAAGGCGCUCAAAGCAGAAGUGCGGCAUCUGAAGCAGCGGAACAUCGAGCUGGAAGCCAAGCAGCGUGCGGAGCUGAGCAGGAAAAAAGAGCAGAUCCGCACGCUGAAGGCUGAGGUCAAUGAUGUCUCCAUCAAUCAUUGCUUCCAUGGUAGCAUUAGGCUUGGCAAAAUUCACGUGCCUCUGGGAACUUUCACCUGCCAGGCCCACAUGGCAAAACUCAACCCCGCGGCUCGCUUCUAUGUCAGGCAUCCUCACAAGAAGAUUCCUCUGGUCGGGCCUCCCGGCUCGCGCGGUGACUUGAAAAGAAUCUCAUAUUUCACAAAAUCCCUCAAGAACCACCAGGAACUUACUCAGAGAAAGUGUUUAGAAAUCAGCUGA
This is a messenger RNA of Histoplasma mississippiense, 621 nucleotides long. RefSeq lists its product with no specific name. The record is from RefSeq and is a predicted model, not a curated record. Bases 1 to 621 code for a protein of 206 amino acids. Lineage: Eukaryota; Fungi; Ascomycota; Eurotiomycetes; Onygenales; Ajellomycetaceae. The transcript is spliced from 5 exons.